GGCCCGCAAAGCGCGAUGGUGACUUGGCGGCGGGACGGCCGGCUGACGGGCAGCCAACGGCUGCUGUGCGCCGGGCUGGCGGGGGCGCUGAGCCUCAGCCUCACCGCGCCGCUGGAGCUCGCCACCGUGCUGGCCCAGGUCGGCGUCGUGCGGGGCCGCGCCCGGGGUCCGGGGGCCGCGGGGCUCCUGGUGUAGCGGGCCGAGGGGCCCCGGGCCCUGUGGAAGGGGAACGCGGUGGCGUACCUGCGCCUCUUCCCCUGAAGUGCCGUUCAGCUCGCCGCCUACCGCAAGUUUGUCAUGCUGUUCACUGAUGACUUGGGCCAUAUUUCCCAGUGGAGUUCCAUCAUGGCUGGGAGUCUUGCAGGCAUGGUUUCCACCAUUGUGAUAUAUCCUACAGACCUCAUCAAAACCCGGUUGAUUGUACAGAACGUGCUGGAACCAUCUUACGGGGGAAUCCUCCAUGCUUUUUCUACUGUUUAUCAACAGGAAGGAUUCCUGGCCCUUUAUCGAGGAGUUUCCCUUACUGUUUUAGGUGCUCUCCCCUUCGCUGCUGGCUCCCUUCGCGUUUACACAAAUCUGGAGAAAAUCUGGAAUGCACCCCAAGAUCGGUUCUCUCUCCUCCAGAACUUUGCCAAUGUCUGCCUGGCUGCUACAGUGACCCAGACCCUCUCCUUUCCCUUCGACACAAUGAAGAGAAAGAUGCAGGCUCAGAGCUCUUACCUUCCCCACUGCGGAAGAGUAGAUGUCCAUUUCUCAGGAGUAGUGGACUGCUUUCGGCAGAUAGUGAGGACCCAAGGGGUACUGGGGCUCUGGAAUGGAUUGACAGCCAACUUACUGAAGAUAGUUCCAUAUUUUGGAGUUAUGUUUGGUACCUUUGAGUUCUGCAAGAGAAUCUGUCUUUACCAAAAUGGUUACACUGUGUCUCCUCUGAGCUAUAAAUUGACCCCAGGAGUGGAUCAGAGUUUGAAGCCCCAGGAAUUACGCGAAUUAAAAAAAUUCAAAACUGGACAACUGAAGUCUAAAAAUCCAACUGUUUAAAUGGAACUGGAAGUGCACAGACUGAAGGUGUGUUGCAGUCAAAGACAAAAGUAGCCUACUAAUUGUGCAUGUGUGGAGUAACGAGAAGGUACUCCUGUCUGCUGCUAUUGGAAAUGAGAAGAUUCAGCCAUACACCACCUCUGAGCUUCAAACUGAUGUCCCUGUGAACACGUGCCCCACGAGAUUUCCCAACAUGACCAUCUCAUGACUGACAUUCUAUCAGAUUUUACAACAAAACCUAGCAGUAAUGAAAUGUACA
Messenger RNA from Manis pentadactyla (Chinese pangolin), 1297 nucleotides. RefSeq names its product solute carrier family 25 member 43-like. Lineage: Eukaryota; Metazoa; Chordata; Mammalia; Pholidota; Manidae. Gene Ontology annotation, biological process: transmembrane transport. The transcript has a single exon. The record is from RefSeq and is a predicted model, not a curated record.